Molecule: messenger RNA, 2825 nt
Organism: Lonchura striata (white-rumped munia)
Lineage: Eukaryota; Metazoa; Chordata; Aves; Passeriformes; Estrildidae
Source: RefSeq, a predicted model, not a curated record
CAGGUCGGAGCCCCCGGGGAAGGGCGGCCCCGUCCCGGUUCCCUCCCGGUUCCCUCCCGGUGCCGCUCCCGGUUCGCUGCCGGUGCCCGCCCGGGCCAUGGAGCUCGCCAAGGGCAAGGCGGGAGCGGCGGCGGGCGGGAAGCUCCUGCUGUGCUCGCUGCUGGACUCCAAGGAUGAGCUGGAGGAGAGGCUGGAGCGCUGUGUGGGGAUCGUGACCUCUCUGACCAGCGGCCUCUCGGAGCGCGAGGCCAACGACGCCCUCAACGCCCACAUCUGCAAAGGCACCCCCCAGCACGAGGAGAUCUGCCUGGGGCUCUUCACCCUCGUCCUGACCGACCCGGCGCAGGCCCAGAAGUGCUACCGGGACCUGGCGCUGGUGAGCCGGGACGGGAUGAACAUCGUCCUCAACAAGAUCAACCACAUCCUCAUGGAGAAGUACCUGAAGCUGCAGGACACCUGCAGGAGCCAGCUGGUGUGGCUGCUGCGGGAGCUGGUGAAGAGCGGCGUGCUGGGAGCCGACGGCGUCUGCAUGACCUUCAUGAAGCAGAUCGCGGGCGGGGACGUGACUGCCAAGAACAUCUGGCUGGCAGAGAACGUCCUGGAGAUCCUGACGGAGCAGAGGGAGUGGGUGCUGAAGAGCAGCCUGCUGGUGGCCAUGGCCGUGUACACCUACCUGCGGCUGAUCGUGGACCACCACGGCACGGCCGCGCUGCAGGCGCUGCGGCAGAAGGAGGUGGACUUCUGCGUCUCCCUGCUCCGGGAGAGGUUCAUGGAUUGUUUCAUGAUCGGCCGGGACCUGGUGCGGCUGCUGCAGAACGUGGCGCGGAUCCCGGAGUUCGAGCAGCUCUGGAAGGACAUCCUGCACAACCCGCAGGUGCUCAGCUCCCAGUUCACAGGUGUGCUGCAGCUCCUGCAGUCCAGGACCUCCCGCAAGUUCCUGGCGUGCCGCCUCACCCCCGACAUGGAGACCAAGCUGCUCUUCAUGACCUCGCGGGUGCGGUUCGGGCAGCAGAAGCGCUACCAGGACUGGUUCCAGCGGCAGUACCUGUCCACGCCCGACAGCCAGUCCCUGCGCUGCGACCUGAUCCGCUACAUCUGCGGCGUGGUGCACCCCUCCAACGAGGUGCUGAGCUCCGACAUCCUGCCCCGCUGGGCCAUCAUCGGCUGGCUGCUCACCACCUGCACGGUCAGCCCCAAAACGGCUGAUCCCUGUCCUGUCCCUCGCAGGCACCUGGCCCCGCUCUUCGACAACCCCAAGCUGGACAAGGAGCUCCGGGCCAUGCUCAGGGAGAAAUUCCCGGAAUUCUGCAGCUCUCCCUCGCCCCCCAUCGAAGUGAAAAUCGAGGAGCCGGUUCCCAUGGAGAUGGAGAAUCACCUGGAGAAGGACGACGGCUGCUACGACAACGCCGAGGCCGCCUUCAGCGACGACGAGGAGGAGCUGAGCAGCAAAGGGAAGAAGAGGGAGUUCAGGUUCCAUCCGAUCAAGGAAUCCAUCGUGGAGGAGCCCGUGGACAUCACCCCGUUCCUGGAGCAGCUGGACGAGUCCCUGCGGGACAAAGUGCUGCAGCUGCAGAAGGGCAGUGACACGGAGGCGCAGUGCGAGGUCAUGCAGGAGAUCGUGGAUCAGGUCCUGGAGGAGGAUUUCGACUCGGAGCAGCUCUCGGUGCUCGCCUCGUGCCUGCAGGAGCUGUUCAAGGCUCACUUCCGUGGGGAGGUGCUGCCGGAGGAGAUCACCGAGGAGUCCCUGGAGGAGUCCGUGGGGAAGCCGCUUUACCUGAUCUUCCGGAACCUGUGCCAGAUGCAGGAGGACAACAGCGGCUUCUCGCUGCUGCUGGACCUGCUCUCCGAGCUCUACCAGAAGCAGCCCAAGAUCGGCUACCACCUGCUCUACUACCUGCGGGCCAGCAAGGCGGCGCUGGGCAGGAUGGGGCUGUACGAGUCGUUCGCCCAGGCCACGCAGCUGGGCGAGCUGCACACCUGCCUGAUGAUGGACAUGAAGGCGUGCCAGGAGGACGACGUGCGCCUGCUCUGCUUCCUCACGCCCUCCAUCUACACCGAGCCCCCCACCCCAGCUGCCAUCCCAGGGGUGCUGCUGGCGUUUUUCCCGCUGGAUCCUGACCCCAUUCCCUGUCCCCCACCCCAAUCCCAGCUCCAGGAGCUCGUGUGCCACGUGAUGAUGGGAAACCUCGUCAUGUUCCGCAAGGAUUCCGUGCUGAACAUCCUCAUUCAGAGCCUGGACUGGGAGACCUUUGAGCAGUACUGCACCUGGCAGCUGUUCCUGGCACACAACAUCCCGCUGGAGACCAUCAUCCCCAUCCUGCAGCACCUCAAGUACCGGGGUCAGCGCGGGGACGGCGCGGGGACAGCCCUGCGCAGCUCCAGCAGCAAGCUGGCCCAGCUGACCCUGGAGCAGAUCCUGGAGCACCUGGACAACCUCCGCCUCAACCUCACCAACACCAAGCAGAACUUUUUCAGCCAGACCCCGAUCCUGCAGGCGCUGCAGCACGUCCAGGCCAGCUGCGACGAGGCGCACAAGAUGAAGUUCUCGGACCUCUUCUCCCUGGCCGAGGAGUAUGAGGAUUCCUCCAGCAAGCCCCCCAAGAGCCGCCGGAAAGCCACGGCGCUGGCCAGCCCCCGCAGCCGCAAGAGCGCCGCGCAGCCCCCCAACAACGAGGAGGAGUCGGGCUCCAGCAGCGCCUCGGAGGAAGAGGACACCAAACCCAAACCGGCCAAGAGGAAAAGGAAAGGCUCCUCCGCCGUGGGCUCGGACAGUGACUGAGGGUGGGGAACCCCCCUGCCUCGGGGACCCCUCCCCACCUCGGGGA